Colletotrichum costaricense is the source of this 114-nucleotide messenger RNA. RefSeq lists its product as uncharacterized. The transcript has a single exon. The record is from RefSeq and is a predicted model, not a curated record. Bases 1 to 114 code for a protein of 37 amino acids. Lineage: Eukaryota; Fungi; Ascomycota; Sordariomycetes; Glomerellales; Glomerellaceae.
AUGUACCUGUCCAGUGGUUCUGGGUGUACGGACAGACAUGGCAUGCCGUCUGUGAUGAGAGCUGCAGACAGACCCCUCUUCCCGCCCGGGCUUUCAUCGCAGAUACUGAUGUAG